Molecule: messenger RNA, 2917 nt
Organism: Hipposideros armiger (great roundleaf bat)
Lineage: Eukaryota; Metazoa; Chordata; Mammalia; Chiroptera; Hipposideridae
Product: protein CutA homolog
Exons: 3
Biological process (GO): response to metal ion
Molecular function (GO): copper ion binding
Source: RefSeq, a predicted model, not a curated record
UCUAUCCUAAGUCUAGGAGGAUUUGAAGGGAGCUCCUGGGAGAAGGGGGUGAUGGGGGGUCAGGAAGGCAGCCAAGCGUGCCUCACCUGGUGUUUUUUUGGCGGGCUGGGCCUGUAUAAAGUGGAAGGGUUUAGUGUGUGUGUCUUAGUGUUCGUGUGCUGUGCUCUCGGAAGGUUUUAUAUACCUAAGAAACUUAUAUGUCUUUCCAUCUGUACAUCUCUGGGGAUUUUAUAAUUUUGUUGUUAGAAUGGGAAGGGAAAAUUAGUAUUUUUAUUUUUGGAUGGGUUGUAGGUCUGUGUAAGGUGCUUGGGUUAACGUUUCUAGGGAGAUGGCAGUCCAGGGAAAAUUCCUCCCGCUUUCCCCGCCCCCUCCACUAUCUGGUUCCAGCCAGCCUGUCUGGGGCCGGACUGGGCUGUAGGGCACGGGAGGGCGGUUUAGGCCCUCAGUGCCCGCCCCUCCCCCCCCCAUGCCGGCAACUCAGCCUGAGGCCACAUUUGCUGCUGCUGUGCCGCUAAAUUACAAGCGACGCCAUGGAUAGGCUGUGCUCACGGUGCCCUCUGCCAGGCUGCCCGAGGCCCUCUGUCCUUACAUGCCUCCUGAUCCUGACUGUUUCUUUCCUGACAUACCCCAUGCUCAGGACCCUUAGCCUGCAGCUCCAUUCAGCUGUCACCGGCAGCUAUGUCCCUGGCACUUACUCCAUCGUCUUUGUCAACUGUCCCAAUGAGCAAAUUGCCAGAGAUAUUGCCAGGUAUGGUAAAGGUGCUUAGGUGCUGCCUCAGGAUGCCCCAGGGAGCUACCGGGACGUUCCAGAGGGGCCACUUGGGGCCCUUCUCUUGCUUCUGACAACCACCCGUUCAGUGGGGGCUCUGCUUUCUUUCCAAAGGUCGGUGCAUCCUUUUGAAAUCCCGGAGGUCUUCAGUCUUCCCAUGGACCAAGGAGAUGUGCACUAUUUAAAGUGGCUGAAGGAGAGCAUGGAGGAGGCCUGAGUUGGGGAGGCCUUCUGUGGAUCCUGCUGGCUGCCUCUAGCCUCCUGGCAUCAGCGGCACUCUGCCUCCUGGCAUCUUGUCAGCACAGAGGAACUAAGGAACUCGUGGAGGCUGAAGGUCCAAGGCUCCUGAGGCUAGAAGAGGCAGCUGGCCAGUCUGGCCAUGCAAGAGCCCAGUGGAACUUGUCUCUGAGUGCUUCAUCACUGGGCCUACCUCGAGUGUCUAGGAUGUAAUUACCCUCUUGGUUCUCAUGAGGAGGAACGGACCUAAUGACCUGUUUACCUGGAAGCAUGUGGGAUGAAUGCCACUUUCUAGGGGAGCUGCAAGUGCUUUAUUCAAAAGGAUGAAUUGCUAAUGGUGCAAUUUCAGGGGCAAGCAGAAUGAUUUCUCCCAGCUAAGGAUGGUGUUUGUUACUCCUGAGUCCUCAGGAGGUGGGCCUGGGGAUGGGUUUAGGAGUGUGUAUAGGACUAGGGGAAUAUUAGGGCUUAGACACACUCUCAUGAGUUGAGAAUAGAUUUUCUUUCCUAGCCUGAAUGACAUCAGAAGGUUCUAGUGCUUUGCUCAGCGGAGACAGGUUCUGAGCCCGCCAUACUAACCUUUUUACUUGAGCAUUGAAAUUGAACAUCCUAAAGUAGGGAAAAGCCCUGGGAAAUGGCUAGACCAGUUUUCUGACUUGCUCCACAAAGCCCCAGGGGUUGACAGAAGGCACCCUGGGGACUGCCUGGGUGGGGAUAAGUACAUGAGGCCCCCAUACUUCAGCCAGUGCAACUGUGAUUGUAUUAGUUUUAUGUGUUGAACUCGCCUGUGAUAUUUGGGUGGUAGGGUUUUUUUUUGUAAGUUUUCUUUGUUAAAAGUUUGUAAACCAGUGGCCUAAGCCAGUCUCCACUGUAGCGGUUACUGAGGGAAACUGAAUGGCACAGAGGUGCAGAAAGGGGGUGUGCUGACUGAGUUGUGAGUGGCACAGCUGAGGCUGUUUACCCAGUGUCUGGCGCUCCCCACCCCUGUUCCAUGGGUCGCAGGUGGAGGAGGGCAGGGCAGGCAGAGUCCUGUGGGGUGAGAAGAGACUUGACCUAGGCCCCCUCCAGGAAUCUGUCACAAGGUUACUCCCCUCUGGGGAGCCCAUGGGCGGUUUGGUGAGGGUCCCACAGACAUCUGUGGUGUCCUGGGCCUUUCUUCCCAGAGGGCCUGGUGUGGGGAGCGGUAGUGCUAGACUCUCAUUCUGACACCUGCUGCGCUUUUUGGACCUUAGUUCCUCCAAAUAUAAAAUGGGGGCAGCUCUCCAAGGGUGGUUCUAUGAAGACCUUUCAGGGACUUCAGGCUGAGGCCCUUCCAAAGGCCCAGAGAAUUCUUUUCUGAUAGCCAGUGUGGAUUUUGGAGGGCUGCCUCAGGAGAAGAACAGAGAUGAUACUAAUGAUGCCCCUUUUUAUAACAGGUGUUUGAUACAUAAGAAAACAUUGUGUCAGGUAAACACCGCUGAAAUUGUCCUAGGGACCCCAGGUGGACUGUGCCCAUAUUGCUUUCAGGAUAAAGUCCAAUUUCUUGGUCUGGCUUACAAAGUCUUUCAUAACCUGGCCUCAGCUCCCUAUUUGCAUCUUCGCCUGCAUCUCCUUUCCCGCAUUUCCCUUUCCGGGAAAGUGAAUGGCUUCAGUAAGCUGUGUGGUGUUACUCCUGUGUUCAGGCCAUGCCCUCUGCCCGGAUGCCCUUUUACGCGAAUGCUUGUGAAAUCUGGCCGCUCCUUUGCAAGGCUCCCCCGGCUGGAAGGAAUCUCGCCUUGCCUUGGUGCCCCUGUCAGCCUUGUAUGUUUAGUAGACUGGGAGCUGCUCGAGGUCAGGGGCAUGUCGGAAUCUAUUUGAUCUCUUGUACAGGGUUUGGCAAAUAUUUCCCCAAUUGAUGUUUUAAGGAUUUGAAUAAAUAAAGCUUUCUCUACAGUC